Brassica napus (rape) is the source of this 3289-nucleotide messenger RNA. RefSeq names its product pentatricopeptide repeat-containing protein At1g74750-like. Lineage: Eukaryota; Viridiplantae; Streptophyta; Magnoliopsida; Brassicales; Brassicaceae. The transcript is spliced from 3 exons. The record is from RefSeq and is a predicted model, not a curated record. Bases 536 to 3028 code for a protein of 830 amino acids. Gene Ontology annotation, molecular function: protein binding.
CUUUGCAAGGUCAGCCUUUGCUCAAUUUUGCUUGGAGAGCAAAGCAAAACACAAAAGCUUGAAGCUUUCACAUUUGACGGCUGCAGAGGGAGAAAGAUAAACUCGAUUUCUUCUCUCCUUUUGGGUCAUCAGGGGAACACGAAGCAAGACGAAGGAAGUCAAACUCCACACCAUUUUCGAAGUGAUUUUGAGCAACUUGCGAAAAUGCGGAGGCUCAAAAAGUAUUGUUGUUGUAUAUUCUUGGUUUGGUGUGUUAAAGGAUGAUACUUUAUGGAGAAGCUUAAAGAAAAAUGGAAGGACUCAGUUUUUUUUUUUUUUUGUUUUGCUUCCGUUGAAUGAUACAAGACAAAGGGUGACUUGGGAUAAAUGAUGUACAGAGUUUCUUGGUUUCAUGUGAACUGUUAAGGGUCAGAGAGGUAGAGAUGUAUACAGCUUUAUGUGUGGGAGGAGAGAGCUACGUGUAUUUUGUUUUAACUUAUACCUUAAUUUCUACGUUGGUGGCUCCGUUUGCAUAUGGUGAGAGAUAUAUCAGACAAUGAUUCGUGCCAAGCAGAUUAGUAAUCUUUCCAGUACAGCGAGAUCCUUUUUCCUUGGUGGAACAAGAUCUGGUGCAGCUGAUGGGAACUCUUGUACAUCCGCCGACGAUGAAAGCUCCGUCUUGAGACGCCAGCAAAACAGAAAUGAAGCUGUACUGACUGGGAAAAGAGCUUCGACUUUAGCAGCUGGACUAGCGGGGAAUCUAUUACCAGUAGAGGCAAAGGCUGAACAUUUCCACCGACCAUCUCUUCUUCCCCAGCAUGCUUCUUCUCCUGUUUUGCCUGUGAAACCAGAUUCUGUAAAUCAUGUUUCCGUUGUCAUUGAAGAAGACGCGGUGGCACCUAUUGGUAUUGGAACUGUGAACUUCCUGUCGGAUAUAGCAAACUAUAAGAUCCCUUUAUCAGAUGGAGCUGAAGCCGUUGGUUUGUCUAAAAGCUGUAUGGCUGCUGACUCUUCUCGGCCUAUUACAAGUGUGAAGUCUUCAAAUGUGAAAGUCAUCAGAAGAGAGGAUCUCUCUAAAGACUACCCUAAGGAAGCUGAAAGAUCUGGCUUAAGGCAAGCUUCAAAUGAUGUGGCAGGGAAGCCUUAUGAACCUCAGGAUUUACAGACAACAACUAAUGUCUCUGGAAAGAGGAAAAGCAUGCCGCAAAGAGCCAACGUUGAUUCUGGUGGUUGUGACUUUAACAACGUGCAUUCUUCUGAUGACAGGAUCAUGAAAUUUCCAGCUGAAGGUUUCAGUAAACCCUCAAGGGAAAUGAUGAGAGUGACAACACCUAGGCAGCAGCAGCAUUGCAACUCUGGAUACGUUGUAGAGAAUGUUUCUAACAUAUUGCGGAGAUUCAAAUGGGGACCUGCUGCUGAAGAGGCCCUUCACAAUGUUGGCUUGAGGGUGGAUGCAUACCAAGCAAACCAAGUUCUCAAGCAGAUGGAUAAUUAUACUAAUGCGCUUGGUUUCUUCUAUUGGCUCAAAAGACAACCCGGGUUUAAGCAUGAUGGCCAUACUUACACCACAAUGGUAGGCAACCUCGGUCGUGCAAAGCAGUUCGGUGAGAUAAACAAGCUUCUCAAUGAGAUGGUUAGAGAUGGAUGUCAGCCAAAUACCGUUACAUAUAACCGUCUUAUCCACAGCUACGGCCGUGCGAAUUACCUCAGAGAAGCUAUGAAUGUUUUCAACCAAAUGCAAGAGGCUGGAUGUGAGCCUGACCGUGUAACUUACUGUACUCUUAUUGACAUCCAUGCUAAAGCUGGUUUUCUCGACAUUGCCAUGGACAUGUAUCAGAGAAUGCAAGCGGCGGGGCUCUCUCCUGAUACUUUCACUUACAGUGUGAUAAUAAACUGUCUUGGGAAGGCUGGGCAUUUACCUGCUGCACAUAGGCUCUUCUGUGAGAUGGUUGGUCAAGGCUGUACUCCUAACUUGGUGACGUUCAACAUCAUGAUAGCUUUGCACGCCAAGGCGAGGAACUAUCAGAGUGCGUUGAAGCUCUACCGAGACAUGAAAGGUGCCGGGUUUCAGCCUGAUAAAGUGACUUACAGUAUUGUCAUGGAGGUGCUUGGGCACUGUGGGUAUCUAGAGGAAGCAGAGGCUGUAUUCACCGAGAUGCAGCGUAAGAACUGGGUUCCUGAUGAGCCGGUUUACGGUCUUUUGGUGGACUUGUGGGGAAAAGCUGGCAAUGUGGACAAGGCUUGGCAGUGGUAUCAAGCAAUGCUUCACGCUGGUCUGAGACCUAAUGUUCCUACAUGCAAUUCCCUUCUCAGUACUUUCCUUAGGGUCCACAGGCUGUCUGAAGCCUAUAAUUUAUUGCAGAGCAUGCUUGCGCUUGGUCUACAGUCUUCUCUGCAGACAUACACCUUGCUCUUGAGCUGUUGCACAGAUGCUAGGUCAAAGUUUGACUUGGGAUUCUGCGGCCAGCUAAUGGCGGUCUCAGGCCAUCCGGCACACAUGUUUCUCCUCAAGAUGCCACCUGCAGGUACAGAUGGCCAAAACGUUCGUGAACAUGUCAGCAACUUCCUUGAUUACAUGCACAGCGAGGACAGAGAAAGUAAGAGAGGGCUCAUGGAUGCAGUAGUGGAUUUUCUGCACAAGUCGGGUCUAAAAGAAGAGGCAGGCUCGGUCUGGGAAGUGGCUGCGUUCAAGAACGUGUAUCCAGACGCGUUGAGGGAGAAAAGCUGUAGCUAUUGGCUUAUAAAUCUCCAUGUAAUGUCGGAAGGAACUGCAGUGACUGCACUGUCUAGGACACUUGCGUGGUUCCGUAAGCAGAUGUUGGUUUCAGGAGAAUGUCCUUCAAGGAUUGAUAUAGUAACUGGUUGGGGAAGAAGAAGCAGGGUAACAGGGACUUCAAUGGUGAGACAAGCAGUUGAGGAACUGCUCAACAUGUUCAACUUCCCGUUUUUCACUGAGAAUGGGAACUCAGGCUGUUUUGUUGGGUGCGGAGAGCCUCUCAAGAAAUGGUUGCUUGAAUCAUCUUAUGUUGAGAGGAUGCAUUUGCUCUGAGUUGUAGAUUAGUUGUUUUUGUUCUUCUUAUUUUAUAAAGCCUAUUCAGUUAUUAGACUUUGGCUAGUCUCAGUGGCUUGGUUUUUGUAUGUCAUAAGGUUCAAGGUUUAUGGUUAGUGAUGACUGGAGUUUUAUCUCCAGAAUUUUUUGUUAUCAUGUGGACAUUAUCUCCUCUUGCAAUGGGUUGUAAUGGGAGUAUAUAAAUCAAUCUUUCGGGGUGAUAAGACCCAUAUUUAUUAAAUAUUGGAAUGUUUUGCUGUA